Messenger RNA from Pygocentrus nattereri (red-bellied piranha), 3294 nucleotides. RefSeq lists its product as uncharacterized. The transcript is spliced from 11 exons. NCBI's taxonomy places the organism in Eukaryota, Metazoa, Chordata, Actinopteri, Characiformes, Serrasalmidae. Gene Ontology annotation, molecular function: GTP binding. The coding region runs from base 146 to 2638 and encodes 830 amino acids. The record is from RefSeq and is a predicted model, not a curated record.
GGGCGCUCUAAAUGAAAGUGAAAGUGUUUGUGUUGCUCAGAUUUGCCAGGAACGGCUGGGGAACAGCUGACCUCUGAUUCGCUGAAAAACAGGAGACCACGGCUCUCGAUCUGAAGAGGACGGCAGUGAAAGCCCACCAGAGAGGAUGAAUUUUUUUUUUGGCUCCAGUGAAAAAGUCACAAGGGAACUGAAGUAUCUGCACUGUGUGUUUGGAAACACACUGAGAGCAGAUGAGGAAUAUCUGAGGAAGCUAAAGGAAGGAAUACCCGGCAUGAAGGAGGCGUCUAACGUGGAGGAGAGUGAUGUCAUUCUGGUUUUCUGUGCCGUUGUUUCUCAACCUGGAACUGAUAUUAAAGCAGCGCUGGAAAAGCUUCAGCAUCUAUCAGACUCCAAGCCUGUGGUUCUAGUGGUUCUCCAUCACACAUUUAACCCAGACUGCACUGUUCCAGACAGCAGCAGAGCAGUACCCAGACAGAGAACUCUCACUGUGGACUGUCUGUUCUACGAGGACCAAGGACUCCUGAGAAGCUGGAGGAACCAGGCAGCUCUGGAUAAAGUCACAGACUGGAUAAAAUCUGAGGUAAAAAUACAGGAUGGAUCCCAGACGUCUUUCACGAGCCUCUUCAAGAGCUCUUCACGACCUGCACCAUCACUAACCAUCACAGACCUCCAGGUCAAAAAACUCCAGCAAAGGAAUGAAGCUCUAAAAGCCUUUCUUAAGAAAGUGAAAGACACACUCACACAAAUAAUCGCAGAUGCUCCGAAACAUCAAAGACAGCUGGAAAACUAUCCACUUGGCGCUCUGAGUGAACUUCUGAGAGAAACAGAAAAUCAGCUUAGAGGGGAGGAAACCACGGAAGAGGAACAGCAGGAUACAGACGCACAAACAGCCGGCUGCCGUGAAAAAGCGUCAGGGGAACUGAAGUAUCUGCACUGUGUGUUUGGAAACACACUGAGAGCAGAUGAGGAAUAUCUGAGGAAGCUAAAGGAAGGAAUACCCGGCAUGAAGGAGGCGUCUAACGUGGAGGAGAGUGAUGUCAUUCUGGUUUUCUGUGCCGUUGCUUCUCGAGCUGGAACUGAUAUUAAAGCAGCGCUGGAAAAGCUUCAGCAUCUAUCAGACUCCAAGCCUGCGGUUCUAGUGGUUCUCCAUCACACAUUUAACCCAGACUGCACUGUUCCAGACAGCAGCAGCGCAGUACCCAGACAGAGAACUCUCACUGUGGACUGUCUGUUCCAUGAGGACCAAGGACUCCUGAGAAGCUGGAGGAACCAGGCAGCUCUGGAUAAAGUCACAGACUGGAUAAAAUCAGAGGUGAAAAAGCUUGAUGAACCCCAGAAACGUAAGUCUGCUACGCUACCUGGAUCAUCCCCAAUCACCACAGCCUCCCAGGAACAGCAGGACAUGCGAGCACAAAGACCAGAGUCGGAUAGAGCAACAUCUACUUCACGUUAUUCAGAACUCAGGCUGGUGCUCCUGGGUAGGACCGGAUCUGGAAAGACUGCAGUAGGAAACACCAUCCUGGGCUCAGAGAAUAGCCAGGCUGGCACACCUGCCACAGCCCAGGAAAUAACGAGAAGACAAGGAAGCGUUGGAGUUAAAGCUCUCACUGUGCUGGACACUCCUGAUGGGUUCUUCUCUGGACUUUCUCAGGAUGAAAUCAGGAACAUUGUCCACCUCUCCGCCCCUGGACCUCAUGCCUUCCUCAUAGUCAUUCCAGUAAAGGGGUCUACAGGAGAGGAGAGAGGGAUGGUGGAGAAGAUGGAGGAGAUUUUUGGAGAUAUAUGUUGGAGGAACACCAUCGUUCUUCUCACUGUUACUGAUGAAGAACAAAAGAGCAACGUUGAAGAGUUUAUCAGAUCAGGAAACCAGGAGGUUCAGAGACUGGUAGAGAAAUGUGGGAACAGGUUUCACUGUCUCAACAUUAAGGACAGUGGAGAUGGUUCACAGGUCCGACACCUGCUGGAGAAGAUAGAGAAGAUGCUGGAAGAAAACACAGAGAGAUUCUACAGCAGCGGGAUAUACCAGGAGAUCAGAGAAAUGGAAAAAAGAAUAAUAAAGAGUGUAUCUACAAAUACAAAAGAAGAUAUUCAGAGACAUGAAGAACAUAUUGAAGGUAUGGCUAAAAAAAUAGCAGAAUUCAAGGGAACCUGCAAAGAAGUAGCUCAACAGCUUGAGAGAACUAAAAAAGAAGUGAAGAAUCAGUGUGAAAAAAUGAAAAAGAAAACAGCUGAAUUAGAGCAGAGAUAUGAGCAGGACAUACAGCAGAUGAAGGAGGAAUAUGAUGGGGAGGGCUGGAAGGCUGACGAGAAAGAGCUGAUGAAGAUCAUCCUGCCUGAAGUUCAUUUCAUGCUUUGGGAUUUAAAGAUGCGGGAAUGGAAGCAGGUAAGGAGGCAGGUAGAACCCAGCAAACAGACGAAGGGAAUACAGACGGAAUCACUAAAGCAAAGCACUGAAGAACCAGAAGAGCGCAGCUCCAUAACUGACCAGAGAAGAAUCAGCAGCUCAGAUCCAGAGGGAGUGGAGACCAGUGAAGAAGCUUCAGAUGAAUAUGUGCAUUUGUACAUCUCUCCUGCUGAUGAGGAUGAUGAUAAAGACCAGAGUCCAGAGACUGAGGGGGCCACUUCAAGUGCUACAUGAGUUCAGUCUCUUCCAAACACGCCUAUAAGCAGCGUCCAGCUCUCUGGGUUAUGUUCUAGAUUAUUCAGUGAUGAUUAGAGCUCUGCCGUUACUGCAGGCCUAGACACCGCUAGCUGAGGUUCACAUUAGAAGGGCUUUAAUCUUUCUUUCUCACGCGCAACUCAUUUGAAAAAGCCUUUGCCUGCUGUUAGUGAUAAAAGCUCUUCAAGAGAUUUGACCACAUGAACACGACGAACCCUGAACUAGACAAACAAAAUACAAACAAACAAACAACGCUGCUUGUUUAUAUCUGCCGCAUUGUGCAUGAUCUCUAGCCAGAAAAUAUCUAAAAUAAUGUGCAUCCUUUACUUUUAGAUUUCUUGUCUUUUUAUUGAAGCCAUAUAAUUAAAACAGUUUCAUUUAAUUUAAAUGAACACAAGCUAAACAGGAGAACUGUUAGACUAUAAGUGACUUAACUGUCUGCUUUGUGUUUCACAGUCAUCUCAAUCUCACCUUCAACAAAAAGGCCAAAUCUGAGUACAGUAACACACUCUAUCAUACUAUAUAAUACACUAUAUGCCAAAAGUAUUCGGCCGUCUGGCUUCACACGCAUACGAACUUGAGUGAAUCCCAUUCUUAAUCCAUAGGGUUUAAUAGGAUGUCGGCCCACCCUUUGC